Molecule: messenger RNA, 2094 nt
Organism: Penicillium soppii
Lineage: Eukaryota; Fungi; Ascomycota; Eurotiomycetes; Eurotiales; Aspergillaceae
Product: putative 5'-nucleotidase
Exons: 3
Coding region: 1-2094 (697 amino acids)
Biological process (GO): nucleotide catabolic process
Molecular function (GO): hydrolase activity
Source: RefSeq, a predicted model, not a curated record
AUGUCAGGUCUCGAUACUGACGGUCUCUCCGUCACUUAUUCCUCUGAUCGAACCGGAUCCCCGGAUCUGCGGCUAAUCCACUACAAUGAUGUUUAUCAUGUCGAGUAUGCGUCUCCCUCCCUCCCCGCUCUCUGGCAUUCUUCUAAGUAUUUCUACGUAGAGCCGGAUCUGCAGAGCCCAUUGGCGUUUGCCGGGCAACCCGAGAUCUUGACCUUCUUCUCCGGCGAUGCUUUCAACCCGAGUAUCGAGAGCACAAUCACAAAAGGCAGGCAUAUGGUUCCAUUCUUGAACACAGUGGGAACCGAUGUGGCGUGUGUGGGUAACCACGACCUUGAUUUUGGCGUCCCCCAAUUUCGCCAUUUAGCAAGUCAGUGUCAUUUUCCUUGGCUCUUGGCAAAUGUCAUUGAUCCGGCAUUAGGAGAUGAUAUCCCAAUCGCUGACUCUGGAAAGACCUGCAUGUUGACUUCAUCAAAUGGGUUCAAGAUCGGCGUGUUGGGUCUUGGAGAAAGAGAAUGGUAUGCAUUCUUCAACAUUCACAUGUCAUAUUUUUUUCUUAUUUUUGUUGACUUGGAUUUCAGGCUCGGUACGAUCAAUGCACUUCCACCCGAUCUGAUCUACAAAUCAGCAUCUCAGACAGCUCUGAAGCUUGCAAAACAACUCCGAGAAGAGGGAGCCGAUCUCGUCGUCGCUGUCACUCAUCAGCGCGAGCCGAAUGAUUACAAGCUGGCUAACAAUCUUUCACCCGAUCUUGUUGACAUCAUUCUCGGAGGCCACGAUCACUUCUACGCCCAUUCCGUCGUCAAUGGAAUCCAUGUGAUCCGGUCAGGGACUGACUUUAAACAGUUGAGCUACAUCGAAGCAUUCCGCAAACCCGACGGUCUAUCUGGUUGGGAUUUUAAUAUCACGCGGCGAGAUGUGGUUCGCUCUAUUCCUGAGGACCCUGACACGGUGGCAAUGGUAUCCCGGCUCACUUCCAGUCUAAAAGCUAAACUAGACAAGCCGAUCGGGUUUACAGUCAGCCCGCUCGAUGGUCGGUUUUCUACUGUGCGGCAGCGUGAAUCCAAUCUCGGCAACUUUGUCUGCGACUUGAUGCGCUUCUACUAUGCAGCCGACUGUGCCAUGAUGGCGGGCGGAACUAUUCGCGGCGAUCAAAUUUACCCACCGGGAAUUUUAAAGCUAAAGGACCUACUCAAUUGCUUUCCGUUUGAGGACCCUGUGGUUCUGUUGCGUCUUAGUGGUCAUGCAUUAUUGGCCGCGUUAGAGAAUGGGGUGAGCCAGCUUCCCGCACUUGAGGGCCGGUUCUCACAGGUCUCGAACAUCAGCUACGGGUUCAAAUUGAAUGCACCUUCAGGAUCUCGAAUUACAUUCGCUCGGGUCGGCGGAGAGCCCAUUGAUCUGCAGCGUAAUUACGUUCUCGCCACACGUGGAUACAUGGCGCGAGGUAAAGACGGGUUCUCGUCAUUGCUGAUUGAAUCCGAAGGGGGCGAGGUGGAAGAGCUUGUAAGUGAGGAAAACGGUGUGCUUAUCAGUACAAUCCUGCGACAGUAUUUCCUAAGUCUCAAAGUUCUCGGGAAAUGGAAUCGUUGGAGCGCCAGUCUCCGUCGGCAUUGGGGAACUGUACAUCGUAGUUUGCACGGUGAAGGCUGGUUGAAGCCACCCUCCGCUAACACAUCCCCCAAUUGCGAGAUGAAGACACCGGGAAAGAGGCUGAAGGGACGGCCUACACUUCAGCGGACAUCCCGGGCAGCAUACUACUAUGGUCGAUUUCCCGAGGAAGUCGAUCAGGACAAGGAGAAUCAGGACCCCAUAGAGGAUGAAUCGAAUGGCAACGCCAUGGACUCUGACUCAGAUGAAGAUCCAGACAUCCUGACAUCCUCACGGCCAAUCACCAACUACGUUACUCAGCCUGCGCAGUCCUCCGCUGAUGAGGAACAUCGUCUACAAAUCGCAAGGCGGGUUAUUCGAAAGUGGAUGCGACAUGCCGGACUCCAGUCUCACCUUUUGAACACCAUGGAUGGGGAAGGGGAGUUUACCCCAGCGUGGACAUCGGGAAUUUCCCCUCGACUAGAAGGGCGGAUCGUGCAAGAGGAAUAG